AUGAGUCUGAAAGUUGCUAUCAAUGUUAGAUCAAAAUUCUAUUCACCAAAUCAAUUAUUAAGUCAACCGUUAGAUCAACUGUUAAGUCAACUGUUAGAACAUAUAACAUUUACAUCAACCGUUAGAUCAACCGUUAAAUUAACCAUUAGAUCAACUGUUAGAUCAAAACCGUUAGAUCAACUGUUAGAUCAACCGUUAGAUUACGACCGUUAG
Molecule: messenger RNA, 213 nt
Organism: Dentiscutata erythropus
Lineage: Eukaryota; Fungi; Glomeromycota; Glomeromycetes; Diversisporales; Gigasporaceae
Source: the annotation of a GenBank genome assembly